CAUGCCCAUGGAAGAUGUUGAUGUAGUUACCUAAUAUCUUCAACUGCACGGAAGGCGAAGUGGACAGUGUAUGGAUAUGGACAAAAAGUAAUACUAAAUUGUAACACAAUUAGAAAGUAGCAUGGCUGUUCGCCGGGAAAAACAUUUGACACCUGUUUUCAUAGAGAAAGCAAGUAGAGAACAGACAAGGAUCCAGGAGAAACUGAACAGGAAACUGAGGGAGGAUAUUCAAAGAUUACUGCACGAAGGGACCUAUUCAGAUAUCACUCUUCCAUGUGGACCAACACCUAUGCUCAUCCACAGGGCUUUCUUCCAGUCAAGAGUUCCUGGUCUUCUGGAUAUCCUCUGUCCAGAUGGAGUACCAAACAGGACUAUCUUAGAUGCCAUAGCAGCUGAAGACUUAAGGCAGUUUGUAAAGUGUGUGUACCAGGAGGAUGAUCUGGAAAAGGCAUGGAAAACAUUCCUCUCUUGUAUUGCCAUUUCUGAAGUAGAAGAAGAACAUAGAGUAUCAUUGGAUGCUUCUUGUGUAGAAGAUGUAGAAGUAUGUCCUGGAAAUGGUGAGGAGACUGAAGGUAUGGGUGCACCAGGUGAAGCAGCAACCUUCGAUGCAUCCACAGGAAAGGAACCUUGUCAAAGACACAGUAAUGUAGAGAGUGUAGGUACAUGUAUUGCAGGAGGAGCAGGAAUCCAGGAUGGAUUGUCCAUGAGUCACGUGGUUCCGAUAGAACUGGAAGGCACUCCUGGAGAGAGCUGCAUUGGUUUAGAACCAUGCCAGAAUCAGGGCAAAAGGUCAGGAAACGAUAGUUCAGCAUCAAAACCACUACCUCAUACAGGACAGACCGACACUUCUAAGAUUACUUGUACAAAUGGGAUUGAACAAGUAGGGUUCGCUGUAGCUGAUCAUCAAGGAGCAGAAGCUGCAUCAGCUUUCACACAAAGAUAUCACAAGGGCAAUGUGAAACAGAUGGAUGUUUGUCAGUAUGUAACCAUAGACUCAACAAUGGGCAUACUUCCCAAUCCAUUACUGCUUAAAGAGAAAUGUGUUCCUGACCCUACCGUGGCUGAAGAUCCUGUCAAUGGACCAGGGAAUAAUGAAGACAUUCCAAGUGAUAGCUCUGAUCAAGCGAUGGGGUCAGAUCCACAUUCUGAUUCCAAUGCUGUUAUAGUUAAUGGUGUGGUUGAUUUAGAUCUUAAUGGGCAUGAAGAGCCGGAACCCCACGAUACUGAUGAAAAAAAGUCAUCCAUGCAACCAUCAAAAUUGAGGGAUCCAACAUCAGAUAGUCAAUCUGAAAACUAUGAUGAUCAGAAGGAUUCACAAAGGAAGCCAAAGGGUUCUUUAGUAGACGUCAAUGCCAGGGACAGCAAUGAAUUACAGCAGUUUGUUUCAAGAAUCCUAGAUCUUCCAGUGCCCUCUGGAACCCUUUCAGAAAACUUGAUGCAGCUCCUGGAUUCUGAUGCUUCCACCUUCAGUGAUGUCAUUCUAGUAUCUUCUAAUGGAGCCAGGAUUCCGGCACACAGAUGUCUCCUUCAUUGUCGCUGUGAGUUCUUUGCUGCUAUGUUGGGAGGUGGGUGGAUAGAGAGUGAGACGCAUGAAAUACAGCUCAAAGGUGUGAGUCGUCCUAUUGUUGAUGCUAUGCUGCGGUUCAUGUACGGAGGGAUUGCUAGUCUUUCAGAUGAAGUCAAUCUCAGAGAUCUCCUGAGUGCAGCUGAUAUGUAUGGGUUGGAGGAAUUGAAAGAACUUACUGCCUUUCAUCUCAAGAGGGACUGGUGCCAUCUCUUUCACAAGCCCCUGUGUGCUGAAUGCUUGAGUCUGAUUCCACAUUGCUAUGCAGUAAGUGAGAGCUAUGGAUUGCCUGACCUAUCGCUAUCGUGUCUCAGGUGGAUGUCUAAGAAUCUUGACCGUUUCUGGGUCCAAAAGACUUUCUCUGCCUUGCCAACUGAGAUGCUUGAAAAAUGCUCUAAAGAUGUUGUAGAGAGUUUAAAUUUCACAAGUGUAAUAGAGGUCCUGUUCCAACUGGAUAAAUUAAGACUUGGUCUUCCUCAAGGUCAGAGUUCCUGGGCAGAACCUGUUAAGGAUAUCACCUCCAAGACUAGGAAACAGGUCCUUCAGUUUGCAGCCAACAAAUUUUAUGUCAUCCUCGGGGAUGGAUCAACGUUUGAGGAUAAAUAUCUGAAGGGCAUGGGAUGGAAAAAGGAUGUUAUGGAGCCGUUGUUCAGGACGGUGGUUGCUGCACUGUCGUUGGAGAAUGCUGAUCUCAAUUUUCAAGCUGUCUGGCGACUUUAUAAAAGGGAGAGAACAGAGAAGGAGAAGGAACAGGGAAAAACACCAGAAGAGGAAUGGAACCAAGAUGCCUAUGUAGCUGUUGGAGGCCUCUAUGAGAAGCUGUAUAACUAUGCAGUGAGUAAUGCUAGUUACAUCAUCCAUACAGAAGGCUUCAAGCAAUUACCUGAUGAUCUUCAGAAGCAAAUUAGAAAGGAUGCAGUGUAUGUGGACGAAGGCCUGUCAAAGACAACAAAGAAACCAGUACUCUCAAGCUCACAAAGGCCCAAGUCUGUUCAGGUGAGGAGGACACUCUCUCAUCCUCUUAGAGCUCCAUCUCCGGCAUCAUCUACAUCCUCUGCCUCCUCCACUGGCUCUGCCCCAUCCUCAUCACGGUCAAGAGGAGGAGGGACCCGAUCAACAAGAGGUGUAGUUACAGGGUCAUCAAGGGGAGCAAGGAAUGCACCCAGGGAAUCUGGGGGUUCUGUUAGGGGUGCAGGAGGGCAACAAAGGGGCACAGGACAUUCGGCUAGGGGUAAUAGAGUUCCUCCUAGGGGUACUGGAAGCAGGUCAGCUAGGGUAACAGGUAGGGCUGGUGGACCAGCUAGGGGUAAUGGAACCAGUGGGUCUAGGGGUGGGGCAGUGGGUGUGUCUGGUAGGGGUGGGGCCCAACAACAAUCAGGGACUAGUGACGGAGGGCAACCUCAAGGGAGUUGAUUGAAAUUUCAUUAAAAUAGAUGUCAUAAUUGUAUAAGCUAUUUAUAAGGUUGUUAUUUAUUCAAGCAUAAUUACUUAAACAUUUCAAGUUGUCAAAGUGUAAUAUUUGUCUCAGAUACUGUAUACUCCAAUUUAAUCUUUCUAGUUCAGGGGCCCAUUUCAUAAAAAGUUACAACUGUUGUAACUUUGCCAUUAUGGCAACAGGGCACAGCAGCCAAUCAAAAUCAAGGUUUCCAUGGUAGUUGCCAUAAUAGCAAAGUUACAACAGUUGCAAGUCGUUUAUGAAACGGGCCCCAGAUGUGGACCAACAUGUAAGUGAGUAUAAGAUUGGAAAUGAAUAGGUAGAUUGUUGUUUGAUAUCUUGUUUAGAGGGUGAACCAAUCUUGGUAAUGAAAUGAUUUGUGUGAAAGUAUU
Molecule: messenger RNA, 3391 nt
Organism: Lytechinus pictus (painted urchin)
Lineage: Eukaryota; Metazoa; Echinodermata; Echinoidea; Temnopleuroida; Toxopneustidae
Product: BTB/POZ domain-containing protein 8-like
Exons: 14
Coding region: 122-2977 (951 amino acids)
Molecular function (GO): protein binding
Source: RefSeq, a predicted model, not a curated record